AUGUGGAUCUUGUGCAUAGCAUGGCAUGAUCGACAACUUACAGAAGAUGAAAAGAAGGCACGCAAGAAAGCCGAUCGUGAACGUAAACGUCAAGAGGCUCGAGAUGCAGCAGAGAAAAAGAAGCGUUUUGGUUUAACACCGGAAAAAAAACGAAAACUUCGUCUUUUGAUUAUGAAAAUGGCCACGGAAAAUCUUAAAGGUGAACAACAACGUCGUUUAGAAGCACGUAAAAAUUAUAUUGAACAACGUUUAAAACCACUUGAUGAUCUUCAUUCGAUGAGUGAUGCUCAACUUAAAUCACUUUGUCAAGAUCUUCAUAAUCAAAUAAAAACAAAUGAAGAAAGUCGUUAUGAUUUUGAAUUUAAAAUCCGGAAACAAGAUUAUGAUAUCAAUGAAUUAACAAUUAAAAUCAAUGAUAUUAAAGGUAAAUUCGUUAAACCAUCACUUAAAAAAGUCUCAAAAACUGAACAGAAGUUGAAUAAAAUUAAAAAACCAAAAGAAGAUGAACCUAAUUUUAUUAAUAUGGCUAACUUAAAACAAUCGACAAAUAAAUUUGCACUCAAAGAACAAAAAGAAGAAGAAAAUAUCAACUAUCGUGAUCAAGUUCAACUCAAAUCUGCUAAAGAACAUAAAGAAGAAGAAGCAUAA
This is a messenger RNA of Rotaria sp. Silwood2, 648 nucleotides long. Lineage: Eukaryota; Metazoa; Rotifera; Eurotatoria; Philodinida; Philodinidae. The record is from the annotation of a GenBank genome assembly.